AUGGCUAACCUUACAAAACUCGAGUUCGUUGCCCUUGAUAUUUCGGGCAAGAACUACCUAUCAUGGUUGCUAGAUGCUGAAAUCCAUCUUGAUGCUAUGGGUCUUGGAGACACCAUUGAAGAAAAUAAUAAAGCAUCCAACCAAGAAAAUGCCAAGGCUAUGAUAUUCUUGCGUCAUCAUCUUGAUGAGGAUCUGAAAAUUGAAUAUCUUACUAUUAAGGAUCCACUCGUUUUAUGGAAAAACUUGAAAGAAAGGUAUGACCACCUGAAGAUGGUCUUCCUCCCAAAAGCACGACACGAAUGGAUCAAUCUAAGGUUACAAGAUUUCAAAUCAGUUAUGAAGUAUAACUCUGAGAUGUUCAGAAUUACUUCUAUAUUGACACUAUGUGGAGAAAAGAUUAGUGAUUCUGAUAAGCUGGAAAAGACAGAUGAUUGA
This is a messenger RNA of Lycium barbarum (goji berry), 435 nucleotides long. RefSeq lists its product as uncharacterized. Lineage: Eukaryota; Viridiplantae; Streptophyta; Magnoliopsida; Solanales; Solanaceae. The record is from RefSeq and is a predicted model, not a curated record. Bases 1 to 435 code for a protein of 144 amino acids. The transcript has 2 exons.